This is a messenger RNA of Eruca vesicaria subsp. sativa (arugula), 1503 nucleotides long. Lineage: Eukaryota; Viridiplantae; Streptophyta; Magnoliopsida; Brassicales; Brassicaceae. The record is from the annotation of a GenBank genome assembly.
AUGGCGUCAAGAGAAGUAUCAACGAUGAUCAAACACGGGUUCAUCGCAGAUCCUUCUCUUUCUUUCUCCCCGUCAAGAACGGCCAAACUCUCCUCCGCCGCCGUCUCCUCUCCUCCUCCACCGUCUCCUCCUCCGCCGCCGCCGGCAAACGAGUCGUCAACUCACUCAAACCCGACCCUUUUCGACAUGAUGUCAGAGGAGCACCACCGCGAGCCACCGCCGCGUAGGAAGUCACACUCUCACGCGCGUGUGACUCAGAUCAUGGCUGAGUUCAAGAACGACGUCGUUUACGGCCCCAGCGACGUUAAGCUGACGGUAGUUGGAAAAGACGGUUACAGAGUCACCAUGGAUGUUCACAAGAAGGUUUUGUCUGAUAAAAGCAGGUUCUUUAUGGUGAAGAUGAGUUCAAGAAGAGAGAAAGGAGUUUCUCAUAUGGUGGAGAUUAGUGAGUGUGAUGACGUGGAGAUCUAUGUAGAGACUGUUGUCUUGAUGUAUUGUGAUGAUCUCAAGAAGAAGCUGAUUGGUGAAAACGUCGUCAAGAUCUUGGCUUUGCUUAAGGUUUCUUCCGCUAUCUCGUUUGAUGAGGGAGUGACGUCAUGUUUGGAGCAUUUAGAAGCUGCUCCUUGGUCGGAAGAUGAAGAGGAGAUCGUUGUGUCAUGUCUUGAAGAGCUUCAUCUUCCUUAUGAUGUUGAUUCAGUCUCUUUGAUUCUUCAGAGAGUUUCAUCUGAACCGAGGAAAGGUGGAACCGAUGAUGAGAUCUUCUUGAAGCUACUCACUGGUGUACUAAAGGCUAAGGAUGAUAAAGCUAGACGAGAGAUGAAGGUUGUGAUCUUUAAGUUGAUUAGAGAAGAAGCAGACGUUGAAGUCUCUAAAGAAACUCUCUACGGUUUGUGUCAUCGUUGUCUCACUUCCCUUGUCCUUUGCUUAUCUGAAGUGACCACGCAGAUGUUAGAUCCAGGGCAAGACCGUGGAGCUCUCAUGGGAGAGAUCGCUAGAGAAGCUGAUAACAUGUUGUGGAUGGUGGAUAUACUGAUUGAGAAGAAGAUGUGUGAUGAGUUUGUGAAGCUGUGGGCGGAUCAGGAGGAGCUGGCGGAACUUCAUUCAAAGAUACCUACAAUGUAUAGGCACGAGAUAAGCAAGAUCACUGCGCAGAUAUGCGUUGGGAUUGGUAGAGGGAGGAUCUUGGUGAAUAGGGAGACUAGGUUUGCGGUUUUGAACACGUGGUUAGAGGCUUUGUAUGAUGAUUUUGGGUGGAUGAGAAGGGUAUCGUCUAGGUCUCUUGAUAGGAAGCUUGUGGAGGAUGGACUCAGCCAGACGAUUUUGACCUUGUCGUUGAAGCAACAGCAGGUGAUUCUGAUGAAGUGGUUUGAUAGGUUUUUGAGUAAAGGUGAUGAUUGUCCAAAUGUUCAGCGAGCCUUUGAGGUGUGGUGGAGAAGAGCUUUCAUAAGACAGGUUAUGGUAGAGCCGGAUGCAUCAAAGCUGCAGAUAACACUCUAUGACUAA